Gossypium raimondii (Peruvian cotton) is the source of this 645-nucleotide messenger RNA. RefSeq names its product ras-related protein Rab2BV. The transcript is spliced from 2 exons. The coding region runs from base 1 to 645 and encodes 214 amino acids. Gene Ontology annotation, cellular component: endosome. Gene Ontology annotation, molecular function: GTPase activity; GTP binding. The record is from RefSeq and is a predicted model, not a curated record. NCBI's taxonomy places the organism in Eukaryota, Viridiplantae, Streptophyta, Magnoliopsida, Malvales, Malvaceae.
AUGGCAUAUAAAGUGGAUCAUGAAUACGAUUAUCUAUUUAAGAUUGUAUUGAUCGGAGAUUCAGGCGUCGGAAAAUCUAACAUUCUUUCGAGAUUUACAAGAAAUGAGUUUUGCUUGGAAUCUAAAUCUACCAUCGGUGUUGAAUUUGCAACAAGAACUCUUCAGGUAGAAGGGAAGACAGUUAAGGCACAAAUAUGGGACACAGCAGGCCAAGAACGGUACCGAGCCAUUACAAGUGCUUACUAUAGAGGUGCCGUUGGGGCACUUCUAGUUUACGACAUAACCAAAAGGCAAACCUUCGACAAUGUCCUAAGAUGGUUACGUGAACUAAGAGACCAUGCCGAUUCGAACAUCGUCAUCAUGAUGGCCGGUAACAAAUCCGAUUUAAACCAUCUCCGAGCUGUCUCACAAGAAGAUGCUCAAGGCUUAGCUGAAAGAGAAGGGCUUGCAUUCCUCGAGACAUCAGCAUUAGAAGCAAUCAACAUCGAGAAAGCAUUUCAGACAAUUUUGUUGGAUAUUUAUCAAAUUAUAAGCAAAAAGGCAUUGGCAGCACAACAAGCAGCUUCUAGUGUUCCUCAAGGGACAACUAUUAAUGUUAACAAUAUGUCGGACAGUGGAACUAAAGGAGCUUGUUGUUCUUCUUAA